Molecule: messenger RNA, 815 nt
Organism: Dimorphilus gyrociliatus
Lineage: Eukaryota; Metazoa; Annelida; Polychaeta; Dinophilidae
Source: the annotation of a GenBank genome assembly
AGAUCGAAAACUAUUCCAAUUCGAAAGGCAUGUCGAUCAUCUUUAAGAACGCAUGUCUUUUGCGGCAAUUUAUAAAUCCUAACUCAUUAUGCCUUACUCAAAUUAGAUGGUCAAGAUACGAUGUUCGAAGUAACUACCUCGAACCAACUAUUGACAAGAAAGAAUUACACAGCCCCCUCUCCGAAUUGGAUGAGCGAAGAUAUAGGCCAAUAAAAGCCGCUCUAGAUGAACAUAAUACACUUCUCAACUAUGACCCACUCAUCAAGCGUUUCACAAGGCACUUAAUGAAAAAAGGAAAUAAAAAUUUAGCACGAUACGUUACAGAAAUGGCUUUAGAAAAUGUUAAAAUAAUUCAAUUAAAGAAAUAUCAUAAAGCAGAGACUGAAGAAGAAAAAUCAAGGAUAGAACUCAAUCCGAGGAAAAUCUUCUCCCAAGCUGUUGAAAAUUGUAAACCCUUGUUAAUUUUGCAAAAAGUGGUUAGAGGAGGAGUUAUGUACGAAGUACCUAUACCUGUUAUGCCUAAUUAUCAAACGUAUAAGGCAUUCUAUUGGUUAGUCGAAGCUGCCAAGGAGAAAGAGAGAAAUACAAGAAUCUGGGAUAGUUUGGCUAGAGAAUUAAUAGAUGCAUCAAAUAGUGAAGGUAAAGCAGUAAGAAAGAAAAUUGAACUACACCGAACUUGCGAAGCUAAUAGAGCGUAUGCUCAUUAUAGAUGGUAAUUUAAUAUACUUUUUUGAACUGUUUUUGUUGAUACUAAUUGAUGAAGAAACUAUCCAAUACAAUCUUCAUAAAAUAAAUAAACUAUGAAUAAUCGAUCA